Fusarium sp. VM40 is the source of this 1254-nucleotide messenger RNA. NCBI's taxonomy places the organism in Eukaryota, Fungi, Ascomycota, Sordariomycetes, Hypocreales, Nectriaceae. The record is from the annotation of a GenBank genome assembly.
AUGGCGAGCUUGGGUGGACAUUCAAAGAAGCACAAGGUGACCAUUGUGGGAUCCGGCAAUUGGGGCUCAACAAUUGCCAAAAUUGUCGCUGAAAACACACGCGCCCACAAAGAUCUCUUCGAGGAAGAUGUCCAGAUGUGGGUCUACGAGGAGGACGUGUCGAUUUCCAAAGACUCAAAGUUUUAUGACGAAACCACCGGCGAAGCGCCCCGGAAGCUCACAGAGGUCAUCAACAAGCACCACGAGAACGUGAAGUACCUACCAGGCAUCGCUCUACCCUCCAAUCUCAUCGCCAACCCCGACAUCUGCGACGCCGUCAAGGACGCCACCAUCCUCGUCUUCAACCUCCCCCACCAGUUCAUCGCGAACGUGUGCAAGCAGGUCAACGGACACAUCCUUCCUUACGCUCGCGGAAUCAGCUGUAUCAAGGGUGUCAAUGUUACUGAUGACGGCAUCAGCCUGUUCAGCGAGUGGAUCGGUGAUGGUCUAGGCAUCUACUGCGGCGCCCUUAGUGGUGCUAACUUGGCGCGUGAGAUCGCCGAGGAGAAGUGGUCAGAGACCACUAUUGCUUACGACCCUCCUGCUCUGGAUAACAGCCGAGCUCCCACUCCCCGUGGAGGCAGCCCCAACCCAUCAAUUGGCGAGCUUCCCGAGAUGCAUCACAAGGAUGUUCGCGGCCGAACUUCCAAGACCAAGUUGACCGCCAUGCCUGCCGAUUACCCCCCUCUGGACCAGGAAUGCUUUCGAACGCUCUUCCACCGACCUUACUUCCACGUUCAGAUGGUCUCCGAUGUCGCCGGUGUUUCUCUGAGUGGUGCUCUGAAGAACGUUGUAGCUCUGGCAGCUGGUUUCGUCGAUGGCCGUGGCUGGGGAGACAACGCCAAGGCAGCUAUCAUGCGCAUUGGUCUUAUGGAGAUGGUCAAGUUUGGAAAGGAAUUCUUCGGCGAGACCGUUCACACAGCUACCUUCACAGAGUCAUCCGCUGGCGUGGCAGAUCUGAUCACAUCCUGCUCUGGAGGACGUAACUUCCGCUGUGCCAAGAUGGCCGUCGAGAAGGGCAUUUCCGUCCAAGAGGUCGAGAAGCAAGAGCUGAACGGCCAGAAGAUCCAGGGUACCACUACCGCAGAGGAGGUGAACAGCUUCCUGAAGACACGCGGACUCGAGUCAGACUACCCUCUAUUCACGGCUGUGCAUGCCAUUCUGAACGGCGAGGCCCAGGUUGACGAUAUCCCCAGCCUUGUUCAGGAUUCUUGA